CGCAAAGGACCAAGCAAGCCAACACCGGCUGUUCUGCCCGCAGGCAACGUCGCCUGACCCGAAGCGGUCGAGCGAAACAAAGGAAAGAAGAUUGCGCCUGCGGAUAUGAGACGUCGGGACCGCGCUAGCCAUGUUACGAGGCUACCUGAACGUGACGUUGUCCUCGCCUCUUGAGCUUGGGCAGGUUUUUUGCAAGGUGAAGAAGACGAAUUUUUCGAAUUUUUACAUUAUCAAGACACGAUAGACGCUCGAGAAACCAUCAGUUUGACGGAUCUGUUGAAAGGAGAAGAGAGCUUUUGAUCUAGAUUUCUUAACGGAGCAAUAUCAGAUGGCUUUCUCGUGGAAGUACCCACAGCAUGCUCAUCCAUCGUACUGGGGACCUGUGACGGCGCAAGCAAACUUUUGCGAAGAGGACUACAUUCUCACCGGAUACAUCGCAGAAGUCAUCAAUACGGCGUCUAAUCUCACCUAUCUCCUCUAUGCCUACCACGGCAUAAAGUCAAAUGCAAAUCACAAAGAUGCAAUCUUUCGAAACCUCCCCUAUCUCGGCAUAGCAGGCGUAGGCAUCGGCUCUUCAAUCUUCCACGCAACACUCAAGAACUACACACAAUGGUGUGACGACCUCUCCAUGCUCAUCGCCACAGCCACCGUCCUCCACCGCGUCUUCACCUUCGACAAAUCCCUCUCCGUCACCGUUUCCUCUGGCCUCCUUAUCACCCUCUUCAUGGCCACCUUCAGCACCUGGCACUGCAUCACCGACGAGCUGACCAUGCACUCCGUGCUCUUCGGCCUCAUGAUCGCAACCAUCGGCCUCAAGACCCGCUCCAUCAUCUCUGCCCGCGUCUCCAACCCACUCAUCAAAGCCCAAGUCUUCAAACUCUGCACUUGGGGCUCCGUGAUCUUUGUCACAGGGUUCGCGAUCUGGAAUGUCGAUAAUGCGAUCUGUGGGAAGCUGACAGCGUGGAAGAGGGCCGUGGGGAUGCCGUGGAGCUUUGCGUUGGAGUUGCAUGGCUGGUGGCAUGUUUUUACGGGGGCCGGGGCAUACAUUUUUAUUGCGCUUGUGGAGUACCUCACUUCUGAAGAUGCGGGAAAACCGCUGGGGGGACGCUUCGCGUUUCCGGUUGCGUGGUUGGUUGAUGGAGAGGCGGGGAAGGAGAAGGUUGAGGCGAAUGGGAACGGGCAUGCGAAUGGGUUUGCGAAGGCAAACGGAGCUGUGAAGGUAAACAGAUCGAAUGGGAAGGCGAAUGGGAACGUAAAUGGGAAUGCGAAGGCCAAUGGGAUGGCGCACGAGAAUGGGAAUGCGAAGAAGUCUCUCUAGCUGAGAGUGCGAAGCGGGACACCGAAAUUGUUGUUUGAUUCCUUGAUAUCUUUUCUUGUUUACUAGAAGCGAAUGUUUUCCCGAGUAGAACUAGAACUCACAAUUUGGAAGGCUAGUCUUAAUGGAAGUCAUUGUCUCAAAUACUCCUGG
This is a messenger RNA of Hyaloscypha bicolor E, 1468 nucleotides long. Its product is annotated as alkaline phytoceramidase. The transcript is spliced from 5 exons. Gene Ontology annotation, cellular component: endoplasmic reticulum membrane. Lineage: Eukaryota; Fungi; Ascomycota; Leotiomycetes; Helotiales; Hyaloscyphaceae. Gene Ontology annotation, biological process: ceramide catabolic process; ceramide biosynthetic process. The record is from RefSeq and is a predicted model, not a curated record. Bases 329 to 1318 code for a protein of 329 amino acids.